Daphnia magna is the source of this 726-nucleotide messenger RNA. RefSeq lists its product as uncharacterized. The record is from RefSeq and is a predicted model, not a curated record. NCBI's taxonomy places the organism in Eukaryota, Metazoa, Arthropoda, Branchiopoda, Diplostraca, Daphniidae. The coding region runs from base 138 to 506 and encodes 122 amino acids. The transcript is spliced from 3 exons.
GCUUUUGAAACGCGGCUGCCGAUAUUUUUUAGCAUAUCUCUUUUGAAAAAGGGUUUGAAAUCAGUUGUUCAGAAUCGAAUCGAUAGAGCAGACUUCCAAGCAGCAGAGCACAAAUAUUUUGUAUGUAAAUUACAUCAAUGGAUUCGUACGACCAGACGAAACCUGCUAGAGAUGAUGGGUACGAAGUGGCGAACAAGAUGCGCCAACGUGAUCAACUUGUGCGGGACAAGUCCCGACUGCAAGCCGAAUUGGACAGCGUAACGAAACAACUAGGACGAGACACGUUACGAUUGCGUGAUUUGCAGUAUGCGGCUGAAGCGAGCGUGUUGAACGUGUGUCCUGGACAUGAAUGGAAUUAUCCCAUCACCAAAAAAUCUUUCGUCAAUGAUGUCGAAGCAACUUGUCAAUCGCUAAAAGCCAAUUGCAAUCGACUUGAAGCUCAACAGCUUUACCUUAGGCGAGAAAUUUGCUCGACGGAACACCAGAUAACAUCUCUGCGUCUUUGACGAUAUGUUUAUGUAUACUGUCUACGUAUAUAUAUAGAAUCAUUUCUUUUAUGAUCGGAUUGUUUUUACAUAACAACACCGCAAGUAUUUCUGAUACUGUCAUGACAACGAUUGUUUUUAAAACUUCAAAGUGUUUUCCUUCAUCUUCGUUUGUGUAUUUACGCGUACAGACGGAAGCUAAAAAUUAUGUAUACAAAAUGGAAUCAGUUUUACCUGGUCG